AUGUCUGACAUUGCUACCAACACGGGCAUGGAUGCCAUGAUGGAGGAUGUUAAGAAGCGCGGCUACCAGGAAGAGGUAGACCGGCUGACUGACAACCACCUUGUAUACACAGAUGCUGCCGAUGGCAAACUCUCCUUUGCCCCCCUCGAUUGGCAAAAGCCAGGCUUGCGAGUUCUAGAUUCUGCCACUGCUGAUGGUCUUUGGCUUCGUGAACUGCGUAAGCAAGCUGGCGAUGCUGCGGCUAAACAGACAUACGUCGGUACGGAUCUGGUUGGGGACUUCUUUCCUGCGACCAAUCCCGAGGGCAUGGAAUUCCACCGCCAAUCCAUUACGGAGCCGUGGCCGGAAGACUGGAAUGAGACUUUCGACCUCGUUCACCAACGCCAGGUCUUGGGCUUUUGUGGAAAGUUCUCCUUGCCCCAGGCAGUAGCCAAUCUGUGCAAGCUGGCCAAGCCUGGCGGCUGGGUCGAGCUGAUCGAGCUCGAAAUCCACCAGGAGCUGUUGGACGAGGGCACAGUGAUGGCUGAGUUCGCCCAGCUGUUAGUGCAGAUGUGGAGGAUCAAGGGCAUGGGCGGCAACUUUGGUCUCAACUUGAAGGGAUGGAUGGAGGAUGCUGGACUGCAAGACGCGAAGCCCGAGUUGAAACUGACUAGCAUCAAUGGCGCCGCUGGAGCGGGACCCAUGAUUCUCGCUAUAGCUCGCGAUACCCCUGAGCUGGAGGGCUUCACACCGGAGCAGCUGGACACUAUGAUGGAGCGGCUGCACGCGGAGUUGCUGGAAAAGGGAAUGGUGUUCCACAGCUUUUCUGUAAUGGGACGCGUCCCUGAAGGCGGUCUGAAGCCUAAAGCUCCCGCUAGUUAG
Molecule: messenger RNA, 861 nt
Organism: Trichoderma virens Gv29-8
Lineage: Eukaryota; Fungi; Ascomycota; Sordariomycetes; Hypocreales; Hypocreaceae
Exons: 4
Coding region: 1-861 (286 amino acids)
Source: RefSeq, a predicted model, not a curated record